UCUCCACAAAGAUAUAUCUCUGCAACCUGUGAUGAAUAUACACGCCAGAGAGGUCGAGCUAGUUCAUGGAGGAACAUUCAACACGUACGGAACGCAAAUCUAUUGGAAGUCCUGCUUCACUGUGGUGGUUUGGUGAAAAAGCCUGAAAGACGAGUUCCAAGCGUAUUUAUACCCUAAGAGCUGCGUUCCCGGAUCGACAAAAACCACCGAGAAACACGUAAAAGUUGGAGGUUGCUUGAAGGCAACGCGGCUGUGGAUAUGGUCUUAAGAUGGAGACUCCCCUCUGUGCUUAGUAUUUGUCGUCUGCCUGUUAUCAUUAUCGGACUGUUGCCCUGUCUAGUUUUCUUGUUUUUACUUUAUGGAACAGCAAAAAACUUGGCAUUUCUGUCAGAGGAGAAAAUCGUACCUAGUUUGAAGACUGACUGUACGACUUAUGCAUGGGAUGAUGUUCCAAAAGACUGGGCACAGCUCAUCCAAUCACGAAGGCAGACAGCUGAGCAGACGUGUGUCAAUGACCACCCUGUCAGACCGUCUGCCAAACAACAGAUGUUCAAUCGGUCCAUUGUCACCGACUUCAUGUUCGUUGACGAUCGUCAUGGGAUAAUAUGGUGUGAGAUUCCGAAGAUCGGCUGCACAAAUUGGCGCCGUGUGCUGCUAGCUCUUAAUGGAAACGUUGACAAAACAAUUUAUAAUAAAAUCGAAGGUGGGCGUGUCCACGGGCCGCUUCGCCCCUUUAUCCCCGCCCUCAAAGGAUUCACAGACAACGGUAUAGAGUUUCGCCUUAAAAAUUACCUAAAAGUGAUUUUUGUCCGUCAUCCUUUCGAACGACUCGUUUCAGCGUUCAAGUCAAAAUUGGAAGGCAGAAACGAAUAUUACAGUCACGGAGUUGGGCGUGAAAUUGCCCUGAAAUUUGAAAAAGAGAUUAACCUCGGUGCCCUGAAAACAGGUCUAGGGAUUUCCUACGACGGUUAUGCACGGUAUAUUGUUAAAAAAGCCAAAAACGAAAAAGUUGAAUUAGACCGCCACUGGAGGCAGUACCAUAAACUGUGCAAUCCCUGUGACGUAAACUAUGACGUCAUAGGUCACUACAGCUCCAUAGAAGAGGACGCUAACAAUGUACUGCGGUUGGUGAGAGCGGAUGAAGAUAUUCAGUACCCAAAAUCCCGACAAAAUACGAGCAGCUCCAUCAUUUGGAAAGAAUACUAUAAAAAUGUCUCGGAAUCCCUUUUGCAGAAAUUAUGGGACGUUUAUAAAGUGGACAGUGAGAUGUUUGGUUACGAAAGAGAGAUUUAGUUCUUAUAUACUGUAGAGUAAGAAAACAGGCAGCAUAGAAUAGUAGCAGUUCUAUUCUCAGUUUUUACAUACAACUUGGAUGAUUUAAAAACUGUUCCCACUUACUGAUUAUCGUGAUCGAAAAUGUGCAGACUACAACAUAAAUAUCCAUUUUUGUUUGCACUUGUACAUGUCUCACACUUGAGAAUAAUUUGAUAUAAUUCUACAUUUUCAGUUUAAUCAUUUUAAGUACGUAUUUUUAUGCAAUAAA
This is a messenger RNA of Lingula anatina, 1543 nucleotides long. Its product is annotated as carbohydrate sulfotransferase 8. The record is from RefSeq and is a predicted model, not a curated record. Gene Ontology annotation, cellular component: membrane. Gene Ontology annotation, biological process: proteoglycan biosynthetic process; carbohydrate biosynthetic process. Lineage: Eukaryota; Metazoa; Brachiopoda; Lingulata; Lingulida; Lingulidae. Gene Ontology annotation, molecular function: sulfotransferase activity.